AGACAUAACAAGCUGCCUCACGUGAGCUCAGGGGACUGACGCGGGACCCGGCCCCCGGCGCCCACCUCCUCGUAGCCUCAUGGAGCACCUCAACUCUUGGGUCCCAUCUGGCCUGUUAAGGUCCGUCUCGAGCGCGGGAUCGGGCCUCAGCCAGCGCAUCUGGGCCCCCAGUUCUCCACCCCAGAGGCCCUUCCGGGUCUGUGACCACAAACACAAUGCGCGGAAGGGGCUGAUGGCCGGGACCUUGAAGGAGCUUCUGACCAAGGCCACGGAGGCGUUGCUGAUCUCUGGGAUUGUGUCCUUGGUGCUGGAGGAAGACGGGACGGCCGUGGAGAGUGAGGAGUUCUUUAAAGUCCUGGAGGACAACACGGCCUUUAUGGUGCUCAGAAGCGAUCAAAAGUGGACCCCUGGGAAGGGUGGCAGCCGCUCGUUCGCAUUGAGCCAAGAGAAGCCCCGGAACAGCCGGGACAUCGCCCGCAUCACUUUCGACGUCUACAAGCUCAGCCCCCGCGACCUCUUCGGCAGCCUCAACGUUUCAGCGACCUUCUACGGUCUCUACUCCAUGAGCUGCGACUUCAAGUGCCUGGGGCCCAAGAAAGUGCUCAGGGAGUUACUACGGGUGGCCUCCGGCGUCAUGCAAGCCAUCGGGAACAUCCUCUUGGGCACCUCUCACUAUAUCCGUCACCUUGUGGAGGGCGGUGAAAACUGGAACUCACACAGGCGGCUGCGUGGCUACGAAGACUGAGAUCUCUUCCCUUCCUCUCCUCAGACACCAAGGCAGUAUUUCCUUGCCGCAAUCUCCCCCCCCCCCCCCCCAAAUCACAGGAAUGCAAUUUCAUCAGGGACAACAAUUUAAAACAGGGCUGUUCUGUAAAACAGGGGCAAUGAAUUAAAAUAGGGUUGCACUGUAAAAAAUAAGGUUACAAAGUUACUUGGAUAAAUUAUUAAAGACUGUGAUCUAUACUA
This is a messenger RNA of Sphaerodactylus townsendi, 966 nucleotides long. RefSeq names its product cell death inducing DFFA like effector b (gene CIDEB). Gene Ontology annotation, biological process: regulation of apoptotic process; apoptotic process. Lineage: Eukaryota; Metazoa; Chordata; Lepidosauria; Squamata; Sphaerodactylidae. The record is from RefSeq and is a predicted model, not a curated record. The transcript has 5 exons. The coding region runs from base 80 to 745 and encodes 221 amino acids.